AUGACGACCGACGCCCUGACCCUGCCCUCGCAAGCGCCUGCAAACUGGUGGGAAGCGUUCCCGUCGCCGCUCGCUCAAGCGGACAAGAUGACCACGCAUGAGCUGAAGGAGAUGAUGUUGGAUGCUGCGAAGGAAGGGGGGGAAGGGACGGAGAAGCGUUUCUUGGUCGUCGAUGUGAGGAGGACGGAUUUCGAGGUACGUAGAGGCGAGGAUUGCCUUGGACACUCCCGCUCGGGGGUUUGCUUCGAUGGUCCGAGCGGGCAGCCCUUCGGCUAUCGUUACGCUUUCCCAAGAGGCUUUUAUGAUUCCAAAGUUCUCACUUUAUUGAAGUUGAUCUACGUCGUUCACCAGGACUCGUUCAUCAAAGGCGCGAUCAACCUUCCCGCGCAUUCCUUUCACCCGACCUUGCCGAGUCUAUUGCCCAUCCUUUCACAGUAAGUAGCGUGUCGAGCACAGACAAAGAGGAUCGUGCAUCUACACAUGCCUUGAAGUGCGACCAGGGGCACACUAGACCCUUCUCACCAGAUCACGCCCAAGAUUGAGUCCGCACCGAGCUCAAUCCCAUCGGUCCGCUUCCUGCUAGAUACCCUCUCGUGAUCUUCCACUGCCAGUCCUCUUCCGGACGAGGUCCCCGUUGCGCAGGUUGGUAUCAAGACCUCCUGAACGAACGUUGCAUCCAGAGCUCGAGAGCGGUGGUCCUGGAAGGGGGUAUCAAAAAGUGGAGGUUGGAGAACGGUGGGGACGAGAGCUUGGAGAUCAAGUUGUAG
Molecule: messenger RNA, 767 nt
Organism: Microbotryum saponariae
Lineage: Eukaryota; Fungi; Basidiomycota; Microbotryomycetes; Microbotryales; Microbotryaceae
Source: the annotation of a GenBank genome assembly